Oryzias latipes (Japanese medaka) is the source of this 1879-nucleotide messenger RNA. It is a transcript of the gene ncoa7a, whose product is annotated as nuclear receptor coactivator 7a. The record is from RefSeq and is a predicted model, not a curated record. NCBI's taxonomy places the organism in Eukaryota, Metazoa, Chordata, Actinopteri, Beloniformes, Adrianichthyidae. Gene Ontology annotation, biological process: response to oxidative stress; regulation of transcription by RNA polymerase II. Gene Ontology annotation, cellular component: nucleus.
AAGCCCACGCUGUAAAGUGGGUCCAGCUGGGAAAGAGGUACCUCUGUCUAAACGUGGGGAGAAAAUUGGCCAUGUGCUCACUUACAGAAAGUUCUGCACAUGGCAGUUUUGCACAACUUAAAGGACGUCCCCCCAGACUAUUUAUGGAUAUCCUUUCCUAUUCCCUCCCUGUAUGUCACAAUCUAGCUUUCGUUUCUUUGUAAGGAAAGAAAAGAAACCGCUGUUUCCAGAUCUAGCCAAUGAGUGUCUGUCUGCUCCGGUUUCCAACCAAUGAAAGAAAGAGGGCAACUGCAGGUUACAAAAAGUGAUGGCAGCUUCCUGUAAGGAGCAAACGUGCAGUGCAGAACUAGACGGGUAGUUUAGGAACUCUGAAAGUGAUGAUUGAAAAUAUGAAAGUGCUUUAUAUUGCCGGGGACUGUGUGGAGCCAUAUGUGAAGAUUAUUACAGUGAAGCAAACAAAGCGCCGCCUAAGCCUAUGCAGCUUGGAGGACUCAGAGGCAGAUGAACAGGAAUUUCAGGAGGUGGGCAACAGCUUUCCUGUCCUGAGUGACCAGAGCCAGCUGAUAGAUGACCGCCACCUAAAAACACUUCUUGCUCAUCUACCACCAAGAACUCAGAGCUACAAGUGGUAUCUGGUCUACAGCACAGCCAUCCAUGGAAGCAGCCUGAAGACCCUCUACAGAAAUAUGGCGGGUCUGGACAGCCCAGUGCUGCUGGUCAUCAAAGACAUGCACAAAAAGGUGUUUGGGGCGUUUUCUUCAGAUCCAUUUAGAAUCAGUAAAUACUGCUACGGCACCGGGGAAACCUUUCUGUUCACCUUCAGCCCGGAUUUCCAGCAAUAUAAGUGGAGUGGUGAAAACUCCUACUUUGUGAGUGGGGACUUGGAGUCACUGCAGAUUGGUGGAGGAGGUGGUGGCUUUGCGCUGUGGCUAGAUGCUGAUCUGUACCACGGUGCCAGCUUUUCCUGCCCAACCUUUCACAACCCAACUCUUUCCACACACCAAGACUUUAUAGUGCAAGAUGUUGAGGUGUGGACCUUAAAAAACUGACUGGACAAUCAAAGCAGUCUGAUUCGGAGUUGCAAGCCUUCGAGGGGCAUGUGAUGGUCGGCCACGGUUUUAUCCUAAUGGAGGAUCUACCAUCAUGGAUGACUCCACAGCCAAGAUGGCUGUCCAUCUUCGUCCUCCACAGUGCCUAUUCGAGUGGUUGUCAGAAUUUCUUUUCUGCGUGGUUAAACUGUGAUCGACUCAUGUAUCUGCUGCUACAGACUUUUUUUUAACAGCUGAAAGUGAGUGGCCACUGAACUGUGCCCUCCUUUGGAUAAAAAGGGCACUAAGCAGGUUGAAAACUGUUUUAAUGAAAUGUUUACACACUGUACGGAGAAGGAUGUAUUUAAACACUCUUAUCUAAUCUUUUUCCAUGGAGGGAUACUUUGUUUUGAGGCCAUGAACUUAUUGUGACUGUCGCAUUGUGGAAUUUGUGUUGAAGUGUGCUUCUGUUUGUGAUGAAUCCCUGGUAUUCCAGCAAAGCUUUUACUGCACACUUACUUUUGGAAAUACCUCCAUUUAAAAACCAAGCCUGUCAGGCGUUAAAAUAACAUGGAUUUAGAUGUAAAUCUUCACUGGUGUGAAAGAAAAUGAGUGGGAAGACCUCCAAUGUUGUGCUUUCUUAGAUUUCUCUGAUAAAAAAUCUGAUAUUUUUGCUAUCUUAUUAUUUAAAUAAGUAUUUGUAAUGAGAAGAAUGAGACUGGAGAGCAGAUGAAAUGUCCAUGUGAUGUGUUUGUGUGAACAUUUCUUUGAAAAGUCUGAGACUCUUUGGCAGUGCUGGCACUGCCGGUGUACUUUUGUGGAACCACAUAAAACGUUUUCUUUAAAACCAA